AUGCUCCUCCUCGUCCUCCUCCUCGCUGCCCUCGCCGAAGCUAGGCCGCAAGGUCAGAACGGCGGAGAAAAUGGCCAGAACGGAGGGUCUCGCGGCUCCAUGACCCAGCACUCCAUGGUAUCGAUGCCCACCGAGUCUAGCUCUUCCGAUUCAUCCUCCUCUUCCGACAGCUCCAAGACUGGGGUGUCAACUGCUGUGGUCGUGCCCGUGGUCGUCGUCAUCGUGCUGGGGACAAUCCUAUUACUCGUGUUCAAGUUCAGGAAAUCGAUAGCGAGCAAGUGGAAUGAACGGUUCAGCAGCACGAGGCGGUCUAGGUCUGGGACCGACGCUGCUUCGCGUAUACUCACUGCUGAGGAGCUGAGCGGAUCACCCUCGCGGACGGACGUAGACAACAACGCCGCAGGCGGCGCGGACGCUGGGAACGGCAACAGAAAUCGAAGAGGGGCGAAUGGACGACCGAGGCGGACUCGGAAUGGAGAGUACUUGAGGAGGACGGAGAGUGGGAGGAGUAUCAGGACGUUGCCAGUGUAUAGCAAAGAGGCGGGUGAUGAGGAGCUUGUUCUCGUCAGGCAACGGUCAAGUUCCAUCAUGUCGGAUGACACUGUUACCCUUGAACAUGAGACGAUCGUCGAGGAGAGCGAAAGCUUCCCUACGCACAACCGGACAUCCAGCGAAGAGACUCGCCCCGAGCCCAUCACCGAAGAGGCCGUCGAGCUCAUCGCCGGCGCCCAACCCGAAUCCCCAACCCCCAUGCCCCAUUCUGCCCCUGCCACCACCACCCAAAAUCCAAAUCGGAUGUCUACCCCUGAUGCUUCCCGCCACGACUCUAUCACACGGCGAGGCUGGGGCGAGGCGCCGACAUAUCUCGAGGCAAUGUCCUCGCCGCCAUUCUCUUCUCCCAACGCGGAUCUAGAGGCGGGCACGGAUAACCGGCCGGUGCCUACGUUACGAACCAGAACGAGCUCUGCCUUCAAAGACUUUCUCUCGCGCGCUGGGUUCUCCAACCAGUCCCGGCCUAUGGAAAUGUCUCAGCACCCCCACUCUGCUACCGCCCUCCCAUUGCUCCAGCCUGUCACUUCUCGCAUAUCCACACAAUCUUCCUUGCACCCCGGGACGUCCACCUAUCCCUCCCCGUGGCAAUCGUCACAUUCACUCCUCAUCUCGUCUCCUAUACCGAACACUGCCAUGCGCGCGUCAUUCGAUUCGACAGCGAUACCCCGUGCGGGGCUGAGUGAUGAUCAGAUGCGGUUCUUGAGCAGUAAUGAGGCGGUCAACCUUGUUGGGGUGAGGAUGCAAGAUCCGCCGGAGGGGAGGAAGAAUAAGAGGAGGAGGGGGAGUGAGGCUGUUAGUGUGAUUGCGCUGGGAGGGAGUGGGGAGAGAGAAGGGCAAGGCCAAGAGGAGGAGGAGGGAGGGGAAGGUCCGCCGACGUGGGAGCAGAGUGAGGAGCAUAGGAGGAGUUUGAUCUUGAGCCCGACUCCGGGGGAGGGAGAGGGUAGUGGAUCCGGGGCGAUUCAGGCGGAAGAUACGGAGCAGAGAGGAGGUGCAUCAGAGUCAGAAAGGCAGGAGGAAAGUCUAACCCAGGCUACUGUUCCCAAACCUUCCUCUCCCUCUACAUCCUCCCCAGCGCUUCUGCCUCCUGCCCCAGUGUUCGAGGUCGAGCCGCCUACCCCUGUAGCUGAGCAGAUCCCUACCCAAAUCCCGUCGCCUACGAUCCGCGUCUGA
Molecule: messenger RNA, 1722 nt
Organism: Cryptococcus amylolentus CBS 6039
Lineage: Eukaryota; Fungi; Basidiomycota; Tremellomycetes; Tremellales; Cryptococcaceae
Exons: 3
Coding region: 1-1722 (573 amino acids)
Source: RefSeq, a predicted model, not a curated record